GGCGGCCCCCGGGCGAGCGGGCGGACUGCGGCCUCUGUCCGGCUCGGCGGCGGCUCGGCGUGCCGGGCUGUGCUGACACACGUAGGGGAAAGCUGCGGACCCCCGAGUCUUUCCGGAGCAUUCUCGAAGCGAACAGGCUAUUAAUGAGCUCUGGUGUCACGAGGCGCUUCCUCAGCCCGACGUUUGGUGGCUCCCGUGAGCUUCACAGGGCACACAAAACGCCCGCCUGGCCAGCAGUAGGUGGUUUCUGGACCGCGAGCUUCGAAGAGAUUAACUGUGUCUCAGUGACCUACAGCAAUGAGCAUCCAACACUCCCUGCUUCCAGAUCCAGAAAAACAGCACUAAAACCCUUCCUUCGGAAUAUCUGUGUUCGCUGUGGGCGGAUCGUUCCUUGGACCUUCUGGAGCAAAAGUGUUAGUGCACAAGUGGCGAUGGCCUCGACAACUGUAGUGGUUCCUGCAGAGUGGAUCAAGACCUGGGAGAAAUCUGGGAGAGGCGAGUUUUUGCGUUUAUGCCGGAUUCUCAGUGAAAGUAAAAGCCGUGACACUUUGGCUUGUAGAGAUUUCCAGCAAGCACUCUAUGAGUUAUCAUACCAUGUCAUUAAAGGAACUUUAAAGCCCGAACAGGCCUCAAGUGUUCUUAAUGACAUCAGUGAAUUUCGAGAAGAUAUUCCGUUUAUUCUUGCUGAUAUAUUCUGCAUAUUAGAUAUUGAGACAAAUUGCCUAGAAGAAAAAAGCAAGAGAGAUCAUUUUACACAACUGAUAUUAGCAUGUUUAUAUUUAGUUUCAGACACAGUUCUGAAGGAACGCUUGGAUCCAGAAACAUUGGAAUCAUUAGGCCUUAUCAAACAGUCUCAGCAAUUCAAUCAAAAAUCAGUUAAGAUCAAAACGAAACUCUUCUACAAACAGCAGAAGUUCAAUUUGUUAAGAGAAGAAAAUGAAGGUUAUGCCAAGCUGAUAGUUGAAUUAGGGCAAGAUUUAUCUGGGAGUAUCACUAGUGAUUUAAUCUUAGAAAUUCUCAAAUCUUUAAUAGGAUGCUUUAAUCUAGAUCCCAACAGAGUUUUGGAUAUCAUUUUAGAAGUGUUUGAAUGCAGGCCAGAACACCAUGAUUUUUUUAUAUCUUUAUUACAAGCUUAUAUGAGUAUGUGUGAACCACAGACACUGUGCCACAUUCUUGGGUUCAAAUUCAAGUUUUACCAGGAGCCAAAUGGUGAGACUCCAUCCUCCUUGUAUAGAGCUGCAGCAGUGCUCCUGCAGUUUAACCUUCUCGAUUUGGAUGAUCUCUAUGUGCACCUUCUUCCAGCUGAUAGCUGCAUCAUGAAUGAAUACAAACGAGAAAUUGUGGAAGCUAAGCAAAUUGUUAAAAAACUUACAAUGGUUGUGUUGCCUUCCGAAAAAAGUGAUGAGCGAGAGAAAGAAAAGAAAAAAGAUGAUAAAGUAGAGAAGGCACCUGACAAUCAAAAACUUGGUUUGUUGGAAGCCUUGUUAAUUAUUGGUGAUUGGCAGCAUGCUCAGAGUAUUAUGGACCGGAUGCCUCCAUACUAUGCCACAUCACAUAAAGUAAUAGCCCUUGCUAUUUGCAAUCUUAUACAUAUAACUAUUGAACCUAUUUACCGACGAGUUGGUGUUCCUAAAGGUGCUAAAGGCUCACCUGUCAGCGCUUUACAAAACAAGAAGGCACCAAAGCAAGCAGAGAGCUUUGAAGACUUAAGAAGAGAUGUUUUCAGCAUGUUCUGUUACCUCGGUCCUCACCUUUCUCAUGAUCCCAUCUUAUUUGCAAAGGUUGUGCGCAUAGGCAAGUCAUUUAUGAAGGAGUUUCAGUCUGAUGGGAAACAAGAAAAUAAAGAGAAAAUGGAAACUAUCCUUAGUUGUUUGCUUAGCGUUACCGACCAGGUGCUACUCCCAUCCCUUUCUUUAAUGGACUGCAAUGCGUGCAUGUCCGAGGAACUAUGGGCAAUGUUUAAGACAUUCCCUUAUCAGCAUAGAUACCGCUUAUAUGGACAGUGGAAGAAUGAGACUUACAACAGCCAUCCACUUUUAGUGAAAGUUAAAGCUCAUACUAUAGACAGAGCCAAAUACAUCAUGAAGCGUCUAACCAAGGAAAAUGUGAAGCCUUCAGGAAGACAGAUUGGAAAAUUGAGCCACAGUAAUCCAACCAUUUUGUUUGAUUAUAUCUUGUCACAAAUACAGAAGUAUGAUAACUUAAUAACCCCUGUGGUAGACUCAUUAAAAUACCUCACUGCAUUGAAUUAUGAUGUUUUGGCCUACUGUAUCAUUGAAGCACUAGCUAAUCCAGAAAAAGAAAGGAUGAAACAUGAUGACACAACCAUCUCCAAUUGGCUGCAGAGUUUGGCUAGUUUCUGUGGUGCAGUUUUUCGUAAAUACCCAAUUGACCUUGCUGGUCUUCUUCAGUAUGUAGCCAAUCAGUUAAAGGCAGGCAAAAGUUUUGACCUGCUUAUAUUGAAAGAAGUGGUACAAAAAAUGGCAGGUAUAGAAGUUACAGAAGAAAUGACAAUGGAGCAGCUUGAGGCUAUGACAGGCGGGGAGCAACUGAAAGCUGAAGGUGGAUAUUUUGGCCAGAUUAGAAACACUAAAAAAUCCUCUCAGAGGUUAAAGGAUGCACUACUGGACCAUGAUCUUGCCCUUCCUCUUUGUUUGCUCAUGGCACAGCAGAGGAAUGGGGUGAUCUUUCAGGAAGGCGGAGAGAAACAUUUGAAACUUGUAGGAAAGCUAUAUGACCAGUGUCAUGAUACCUUGGUACAGUUCGGUGGAUUUUUAGCAUCAAAUCUAAGCACAGAUGAUUACAUAAAGAGAGUACCUUCAAUCGAUGUUCUUUGUAAUGAAUUUCAUACACCCCAUGAUGCAGCAUUUUUUCUGUCUCGGCCAAUGUAUGCACACCAUAUUUCAUCCAAGUAUGAUGAACUUAAGAAAUCAGAAAAGGGUAGUAAGCAGCAACACAAAGUUCAUAAGUACAUUACAUCAUGUGAGAUGGUGAUGGCUCCUGUUCAUGAAGCAGUAGUCUCAUUACACAUCUCCAAAGUCUGGGAAGAUAUCAGCCCUCAGUUCUACACCACAUUCUGGUCUCUGACCAUGUAUGACCUUGCAGUUCCACAUACCAGCUAUGAACGGGAAGUCAAUAAACUGAAGAUACAGAUGAAAGCAGUUGAUGACAAUCAGGAAAUGCCUCUAAAUAAAAAGAAAAAGGAGAAAGAGCGCUGCACUGCCCUGCAGGACAAGCUUCUUGAGGAAGAAAAGAAACAGAUGGAGCAUGUACAGCGAGUUCUACACAGACUGAAAUUGGAAAAGGACAACUGGCUCUUAGCAAAAUCUACUAAAAAUGAGACCAUCACAAAAUUUCUCCAGUUGUGUAUAUUUCCUCGAUGUAUUUUUUCAGCAAUUGAUUCUGUUUACUGUGCUCAUUUUGUCGAGUUAGUCCAUCAACAGAAGACUCCAAACUUCUCCACACUUCUUUGCUAUGACCGAGUUUUCUCAGACAUAAUUUACAUGGUUGCUAGCUUUACUGAAAAUGAAGCUAGUCGAUAUGGGAGAUUUCUUUGCUGCAUGUUAGAGACUGUGACUAGGUGGCACAGCGACAGAUCCACCUAUGAGAAAGAAUGUGGAAACUAUCCAGGAUUCCUUACUAUAUUACGAGCAACCGGAUUUGAUGGUGGAAAUAAAGCUGAUCAGUUAGAUUAUGAGAAUUUUCGACAUGUUGUACAUAAAUGGCAUUACAAACUAACGAAGGCGUCGGUACAUUGUCUUGAAACAGGCGAAUAUACUCAUAUCAGGAAUAUUUUAAUUGUACUAACAAAAAUACUACCAUGGUACCCCAAGGUUUUAAAUCUGGGUCAGGCUUUGGAAAGAAGAGUGCAUAAAAUCUGCCAAGAAGAGAAAGAAAAGAAACCAGAUCUAUAUGCACUAGCAAUGGUCUACUCUGGGCAGCUGAAAAGUAGAAAGUCAUACAUGAUACCUGAAAAUGAAUUUCAUCACAAAGACCCUCCUCCAAGAAAUGCUGCUACCAGUGUACAACCAAAUGGGCCUUGUAGUGGGCUGCCUUCAUCCAUAGGAAGUACAUCUAAAUUAGAUGAGAGCAGUGCUGAGGAGGCCGACAAGUCACGAGAAAGAUCUCAGUGUGCUGUGAAAGCUGUGAAUAAAGCUUCCAGUGUCAUACCAAAAGGGAACUUAAGCAAUGGAAAUAGUGGCUCUAACACCAAAGCUGUUAAGGAAAAUGACAAAGAAAAGGGCAAAGAGAAAGAAAAAGAGAAAAAAGAAAAGGCCCCAGCUGUUACUCCAGAGGCUAGGGUACUUGGUAAAGACAGUAAAGAAAAACCCAAGGAAGAACAACCAAAUAAAGAUGAAAAAAUAAGAGAGGCCAAAGAAAGAAUGCCUAAGUCUGAUAAAGACAAGGAAAAAUUAAAGAAGGAAGAAAAGGCUAAAGAUGAGAAAUUUAGGAUCAUCGUCCCCAAUGUAGAAUCGAAAUCCACUCAAGAAAGGGAAAAAGAGAAAGAGCCCUCAAGAGAAAGAGAUUUAGCAAAGGAAAUGAAGUCAAAAGAGAAUGUUAAAGGAGGAGAGAAAGCACCACUUUCUGGUUCCUUGAAAUCACCUGUUUCCCGAACAGAUAUCAUAGAACCAGAAAGAGAAAAACGUCGCAAGGUUGAUUCCCAUCCUUCUCCAUCACAUGCUUCCACAAUAAAGGACAGUCUUGUUAAACUCAAGGAGUCUUCAGCAAAGCUCUAUAUCAACCAUAUUCCACCACCAUUGUGCAAGAGUAAGGAGAGAGAAGCAGACAAGAAAGAUUUGGACAAAUCAAGGGAAAGGUCCAGAGAAAGGGAGAAAAAAGAGGAAAAGGACCGGAAAGAACGGAAAAGAGAUUAUUCAAACAAUGACCGAGAGGCACCCCUGGACUUAAUCAAGAGGCGGAAAGAUGAAAAUGGAAUAUUGGGGGUUUCAAAACACAAAAGCGAAAGUCCCUGUGAGUCUCUUUAUCCAAAUGAGAAAGACAAGGAAAAAAUUAAGUCAAAAUCCUCAGGCAAAGAAAAAAGUGAUUCAUUUAAACCUGAAAAGAUAGACAAAAUAUCCAGUGGGAAGAAGGAGUCCGGACAUGACAAGGAAAAGAUAGAGAAGAAAGAGAAAUGGGACAGCUCUGGAGAUAAGGAAGAGAAGAAACAUCAUAAGUCUUCAGACAAGCAUAGAUAAUGAAGACUCAGCCAAAAUGUGGGUAGGCCUCUGAGCUGAAGGUCUCCCAGCUGAGAAUGCCAGAGCUCAGUGUGUCACUCUUUAAACACUAUCUCCCUUAAUUGAGAGCUUCUGGUGCUGUCCAUCUUAUGAGAAUCCUUUAAGUCAGAAGAUGAAUAUGCAUCGUCAUCCUCUUGAGACAUUGCAAAGUCACUGGCUUUCAGAACAUUAUUUUUACCUCUGGGCAGUUCCUUGCAGCAAGAUCCCUGUGCGUACAAUUUUUUCUUGAAACAAUACCACCUAUAGAAACAGCAUCUAUGAAACUUUCACCAGCAGAGUCUUGGAUCACCCUUUGUAGAAAGGGGACUUUUCUUCAAUGGAGGACUUCUGGAAGGUAUUUAAAAGUGACUUUGAAAGAACUCAUUUCCCCUGAAAAUUGUUCAUUUGAUCAGUGAACAAGAUAAAUAAUUUAUUUGUCAUUUGUGUGUUUCUUUAGGGUCUGUUAUGCAUUUACCAAUAUAGAAGAAGUAGUCUAUGGUGAGUUGUUGAAGUUACUGUUCUCCCUUAAAGGAGUGGUUCAGUACCAGCUAUAGAAAACCCUGCAGGUGCAUGUAACAGUUGGGCCUUUCAUUCAUUACUUAGUUAAUCUCCAUAGCAAUGUUACAAGGUAAACAAGGACCAAUACUGUAUAAAUGAUGCACAUCAGAUAGAGGAUGUUUUAUUGUCGCAUAGCUAAGAAAGAGAGAAAGGAUUUUGCAUGUUUGUGCAGUCAUUCUCCUUUAUUCUAGCUUAUUAUUUACUGUAUUUAAUGAUUCAGCAAAUACUGAAUGAGACUGUCCCAGGAUAUGUAAGAUAGAGAAAGACAGAAUGUUCUGUGUUGCUUCAUUCAGUAAGAUGAUGGCAUGCAUCCCCAGCUCCCAAAGCAGUGCCUGGCAGAAUCUUUCAAAGUCUGCUCUUGUAAAUCAGCUAAAUCCUUUCCCUAGUCAGUAAAGAACCUACAUAGUUUACCAGACUCAAUGCAUAUGCAUUGGUUUUUAAAACUUCUUGAGAGCAUGAUAUCUUUAUUCAUAUUUACUAGCUUUUAUCUGUUCUCAAUAACUUGGACUUGAAGCCUGCUUUGCCAGGUAACUAGUUUAGCUGCUUGAGGCACUUAGAAUUCUAGUUUUUCAUCUAAUAGAUUAAUCUAUUGAGAAAGGGAAAGAGACCACAGGAUGUAAUCACAUCCCCAAAUCUCUUCCUGAAUGCUACAUAAAAUGUAUGACCAGGUCUCGAGUACAUUAGUCCUUUGGGGAGACCACUGCUAUCCCAACUGCAGCAUUCCACCUCUGACCCUCAACAUUCUCAUGUCUGUCUCAUAAUGCUAAAUGCAUUAAGAUAGCUCCCAAGUGUGUCUGAAGUCUUGCCACUUCAAAUAUUGUUUUAAUAACAAACAAAAAACCUCAAAGCAAAUACUUACCUCUGUAUGCUGGUUUGAAUAGGGAUGGUCCCCAUAGAUUCAUAUGUUUGAAUGCUUGGCCCAUGAGGAAUGGCACUAUUAGGAUGCCUGGCUUUGUUGGAGGAGGGGCUUUUCUGUAAUGGUGGCCUUUAAGGUCUCCUAUGCUCAGACUCUCUGCCCACUUCAGAGGAGUAUGUCUGACUGCCUUUGAGUCAAGAUGUAGGACUUUUGGCUCCUCCAGCACCAAGUCUGCUUUCACAAUGCCAUGCUUCCCGUCAUGAUCAUAAUGAACUGAACCUCUGAAACCAUAAUCCAGUCCCAAUUAAAUGAUUUCCUUUAUACGAGUUGCCUUGGUCAUGGUGUCUCUUCACAGCAAUGGAAGACCUAACUAAGAAGGAUAUUGGGGACUGGGGUCUUGCUGUGAUAGACCAAACCAUGUUUUUGUUUGGAGGAAUGUGUAUUUUGGGACUUAGGAUUUGGAAAGCAAUGACUUUUAGUGGGACUUAAUGGGCCAUCCUAGUAGGAAUAUGGAAGACGAAGACGUUGGUGCUGAGGGUGAUAUCAACUCUUGUGGUUUCAGAGGAGAAAAAUUUUAGUAUGUUACCUGGAGGUCGUUCUUACAGUGUUUUUGUCAAGAAUGGGGAUGGUUUUUGCCCUUUCCUGGGGAGUCUGCCUGAGGCUAAGGUGAAGAGAUUAGUUAAAUUGAGGAAAGAGGUCUCUAAAAAGCCCAGCAUAGACUGUGUCUUAUGGGUCACUCUUAGAGCAUUUUGAUCAAGUGAAGCAAGAUUAGGAUGAAAAAUGCAGUAUGUUAUUGUUCAAGGAUUAAAGGGGCACCUGGAAGCGGAAUGGAGCUGAAUCCUCCAUUCAAGGAUAUUAAAUGGAAUUCAGGAAGUGGUGACCUCAGGACAAGAUCCCACCCAGCUAUGCAUUAGCAGUUACACAGGGAUAGUUAUAUUAUGUUAGGAUUUGUUACGACCUGUUAUAACUUGUUUUCAUUUGGACAUCGAAAUAUGAUUGUGUGUCAGAUUGACAAGGGUUGGAGUGUUGUAUCUGUUCUCAGUUGUCAACCUGAAUAUGUCCGGAAUGAACUACAGUGUAGAACUUAGAAAGGUCUUGUGACAGGACUUUAAGAAAACUGUAGGUCCAGGUGUGGUGGUAUAGGCCUUUAGUUCCAGCACUCUGGAGACAGAGGCAUGCAGAUCUCUGAGUUCAAGGCCAGGCUACAGAGCAAGUUCUUAGAGAGUAAAGCUUGGGCAGUGAAGGAAACCACUGAUACUAAAUGCAGAGGGUGAUGUAACCCAAGCUGAACUCUGUGCACACCGAGCCUUCGCCUGUUGUCCACACAUGGCUGGAUUUGUUCCUCUCCUCAGAGCUCUAGCCACAUUCUCAGUUUAUUCCAUAUUUGAUUUAUAACACUGUAUCUAUCCCAUUGGCCUGUGUCCUGUCCACAGCACAGCCACGAGCCUGAGCCUGUGAUUCAAAUGGCUUACCCAGUUGGGUGUGGAGGAUAGUGGGACUUAGGAUGGAAAGAUACAGGGACUGCUGAGUCUCCUGCUCUAGCCAUCAAUCGGAUAAGCAAAGACCCCUCAGGAGGGAGGUCCCCACUUGGUCACAAGGUUCAAGGUGCAGAAAAACCCUUCUCUGUUCCACACAGAUCACCCUUCUCAUACAGUGCUUUUGUGAUGCCAGAUUCAAUGUCUGGCACUUGCCAGGCUUUCUUUCUCUUGGUCGCUUGAGACCCUGUGGAAGAAAAUUCGCCUACUCUGUCACCAGUGACAAAAUUGGGUCUUUCUUUUCUACAAAUACAAAGUGCAGCACUUGUGCACCCCACCAGGCUUCUCUGGUUUUGUCCUUUUCUUUUUACACCACCCUCCUGUCCCUGUGCCAUCUGCCUUUGUUUCAGUUUUUCUCCUGGGGUUGCAGGAGUGUGCAGGGCAUCUCUUGUCUUCUCCUUCCCUCUAUAAAGUGUGAGCUACUGAGGAGGUUUUUGUCUGGUAUAAAGCCUGUGCUUCUCUGUUUAGAUUAAUAAUACUAAGUUUAUAUUUGUGCAUGGACAUAUCUGAAGAGGCCUUGUCCACUUUGACUCCCAUGCUUUAAACACCUUGUGCUGGUGUUUGUGAAGGAACUUAUUCUUAGAAUUAUUGAAGAGAAUCUAAAGAAAUUAAGAAUACUCAGGCUGUUUCAGAGUCACCCUCCUGGUAGCUCUUGCUAUCUCUGCCCUGAGGUAUAUCCUUGAAGGCAAAGUCCCCUUUUUAAUGAUCUGUGCUGAUUUUGUGAAGUUAUAUAGAUCAUUUUAUGGAAACUGUGUCAUCCAAAAAUUUAUAUUUUCUAAAUUACACCAGGGUAUACCUUUUUUUUUUUUUUUUGACAGCCAUAUUAUUUGUUACCUACCCACUAGAUAUUCCAUUUUGCUUCAUUGACAGGAAUUUUGUAAAACUCAGUUUUAGGGAAAAAGUACUAAGUCUUAAAAGCUGUUUUCCUAUGUUAGGACAGUGUGGAUAGUUUCUGAUGAUUCGUUUUCUAGUGCCUAAAAAGCAUAAACACACCCUCGAUCAGUGCUGCCUUUGCUGAUACGCUGGCUCAUCUCACAUCGUUGAUAAGAGAGAUUUGUCCAGCUCCUUCUGUGUGCCAGACCCUGUUCAAAGAUGAUCAUAUCUCCUCUCCCGUAUAGAAUACCUCUAGGUAAGUACUAUAUUUCAUAUGGAAACACAAACACUGAGAAAUGAGGUGCCUUUCUUUGUUCCCUAUAACCCUCACUGAGGGCAUUGUGUGCUUUAGUUCCUGACUCACACACCAGGGAAGGCAACCAUGAAAACUUGGAUUUGAUGACACAGGUUCUGUGGACAGACAUCUCUGGUAUGGGUUCCUCAUACUUUUAGGGAGUAACUUAGCAUCACUAAAUCUUAGGACCUUCAUUUCUGAAGGUGAAUAACUCUAUGAGAAUUCAGUAAGCAAUGAAACACCAUGUUACAUAUAUUUACCCCAUGUGAUAAAAUUUAUGUUAAAUACCUUAUUUUACCAGGAAACAAGUGUCUGUGACUAACACAAGUAUCCCGAUGAUUUCAUCUGUUUCUAUUGUUGUUUUUAUCCAUUUGUGCUCUUAAAUUAGUUGAGUCUACACAAGUGAGAUGGUGUAGAGAGUGGAAAAGAGAAUGAGUCACCUCACCACUGGAGAAUAAAUGCAGUGAGGCAAGCUCUUACCUGGUUUAUUCAGGAACCAGGGAUGAUAAAACAGCUGCCCACCUUGCUGGUUUCAGAAAACCAUGUGGCUGGACCAAGAAACCUAGUCAGCUUUGUGUGACUUUUCAUUGUACAGCACCAACAUCAGCCUGUUGUGUGUGGUCAGGUGUGUACUUCAGGCUUAGGGCCCUUCCUAUUCCUAGCUAAUGGUCUAGACAUGUCUUAUUGUGAAUAUGGGCCAGGGGAAAAUGCCUUUCCUGCCACUACACAGAUAAAGGGUAUUAAGGAUCCGGCUGACAGCAGUGUGAGAGGUGAAGCAGCAGGACUGAUAGGAUUGUGAGUAUUUGGCAAAAAAGGAUUCCAAAAGAUUUAGGAUUCCAGAAGAACAUUAUGAUUCAGAGAGGAUUUUAAACCCAGGGUGCUGCAGAUACUGCUCAGUUGAUAGAGUGCUUGCCCAGCAUGCACACAGCAUUGGGCUUGAUCCCAGCACCACUUAAGGGAGCAUGAUGGUCUAUGCUGCCUGCAAUACUGUCAUUUGGAAAGUGAAGGCAGGAGGAUCAGAAGCUCAGGAAUCCUCAGCCCUCAGCUACACAGCACAUUUAAGGCUAGCCCAUUCUAUAUGAGACACUAUCACAAUCAAACAUACUAAACAAAAUACAAAAGAAUUUAAAUAAAGGGGAACUUGGAGAAACAGUUCAGCUUCUAAUAUGCUUCCUGGGUAAGCCUGAUAACCCAAGUUUUAAGCCUCAGAGCCCACAUAAACAGCAGACAUGGUAGCACAGACUUGUAAUCCCAGCACUGGGGAGACAGAGACAGGAGGACCCCUGGGGCUUACUGGCCAGCCACCAUAGCCUAUUUAGCCAGCUCCAGGUCCUACUGAGAGACACGCGCGCGCGAACACACACACACACACACACACACACACACUCUCAAAAGAACUUUAAUCCAGUCUAAGUUCACCCUAGCAUCUGUCUUUAGCUAUUACAGGGUCAUUGGACACCUUUGUUUCUCCACUUUCUCUCUCUGAUUUCCUCCCCUCAGUUUUCCAUUCGUAGUAGACCUCGAUUUAUCCUGUAUUUCUCAGAUAAAGUAAUUGUACAGGUUCUGUUCUUGUCUCUUGGAGCAAUCAGUGGAAAAGAUAGCCUUGCCCACAUUCAAGGAAGAAUGAGAUGGAGAGUAGGCAGUAAACUAUGUAGGACCUUAGAUAAAUGCUACUUCUACAAGAGAACAAAACGUGAAGCAAAGCCAGGAGGAUCACAGUUUACACUGAAUAUUAUGUUACAACACUUGCACGUCACUCAAACGAUUACUCACACAUACAUUAACACACAGUAGAAUAUGGUUGGUAUACUUUGUCAUUCUUUUUCACAUUAAACUCAGCUCUGCUCUAAUAGCCAGUUGGAAGUACUAAGAUGAGUCAAAGCGCAUUGUAAUUACUGUCAAGCCUUCCCUAACGAUACCUGUGAAAAUCAGGUAGCUAACAAUUAAAAGUCAAUAGACUGUCUUGAAUAUAUGUCACUUCCAUACUAAGAUGAACAUCAUCAAGGCAGUUCCAAAGUAACUCGACACUGUUUUCUCAGUUUCUAGGUGUGGUCUACAAACUGAGAGCCAGUGUGCUGUAAAAAGAUGUCUUAAGAUGCAUAGGUAACUGUAUUCUGAGUUUACAUUGAGGCUAUUACAGGUAAUGCUUUCAGUACUGCUCUAUUGAAAGCAUUCCAAAAGUUUAGUAGUAAAGAGUGAAAGACUUAGUAAUGGAGAGGAAUUCACAUUUACCACAGUCCUGACUUGGAGGCCACUGUUAGAGCUUCUUUGGAUUCUGGGAGGCCAGCUUCUGAUGUGGCCACUUGCCACAGUGGAGGCAGUGGUAAGAAAUACCCGGCUAAUAGCUUUAAAAACUCAAACGAUGCAGCUGGGUAUUUUUAUCUCGACAGUGAGAUGGUGCCAUGAAGUGCGUCAUUUCCCUUUCUCAGGGUGGCACGUAGAAAGUGGGAUUUGUCAAGAUAGUCCUGCAGUUACAGCGAGACACAAAAGAUCAGUCAGUAUAACAUGAUAGCACAGACAGUAAGCAGGUACUGAGUCCCUGGGAGUGACAGAGCCCUGGGAGAUGGGGACGUCUAUUCUGGAGGCCACCUGCACGUCUGCUAUGACUUAUGUACUGAGUGACCUAGUCCAUACUUCAUAUAUUUCAAAAGCAAAACAAAAAUAGGAAUGGAAGGGGGCAAAAGGACCGGAAACGUGAAGGUGGCAGAGAGCCUUAGCUGGGGCUGUUGUGAAGGCUGAGGGUAGCAGGGAACUGGGGGAUAUGAGGACGGAGGUCUCCUAAGAUGCAGCUGGUACAAAGUGCCACGCUGAUAGCUAAGACCUCAAAUGCUGUUCAGUCCAGUCACGUGUUUGAGUCCAAGGCUUAGGUUUGCCAUGUCGUCGUAGAACAUAAUCCAGCUCUUAGAAAGGCUUAUCUGUCGAUUAAUUUUCAUAUUUAAAAACUAGGCAGUAAUCAAAGGAUAAAUUAAAUAAAUAAAUGCAUAUGCACACAUACACGCACACACACACAUGUGCACACACUUUAGUUUUUGUGUGUUUUUCAAGACAGGGUUGUCCCCUUACUUGCUCUGUAGACAAGGUUAGCCUCGAACUCAGAGAUCCACCUGCCUGUGCCUCCCAAGGCAUACUUAAAGGCAUACAGAGAUUUAUAUGUGUCUAUAUCUUGGAGGAACUAAUCCUCUGGGGUGGAAGACCCUGGCAAGUGCACUCUUAACUUCAUAGCCCGUGCUCCUCUGUGGAGCUAGUGAUGGUGGCCACCGAUGUACCGUGUAACAGCAGUGGUUUGUUUUGUUGUGGUUUUGGCUGGUUAGUUUGCUUAGCCUUGUAGUGGAAGGACAGAGUAGACAGACUGGCUUCCCUGUUCUGCUUAUGCGUUGCUGUCCUGUGACCAUGAUGGAGAUAGACAGUUGGACUGCCAGGCACGUGGUGUAAGCUGAUCUGCUCCAUCACAGGCUUUGACUUCUUCCUGACAGCCUGCGAAAUUGUCUUCUGUUCCUUUAUUCUUCUUUACGUAGGAAGAUGUACUGAAAAUUUGUAUUCUUAAACUAGUCACAAAGUACACUAUCAGGAGUUUAUGAAAUUGCCUGGAUAUUCUAUCUUCACUAUAGGUGGGAGAACAAUACUAAAAUUUAUACGGUAUCAUAAAAGAUGUUAAUUAUAGUCUCUGAUUCAUUGAUAUGAGUGUUCAGAAGUUCAGUAUUUCAACUUCUGUGAUCACUUUUAUUUUUGUAAGAACCCUUGCUGAGUAUGACAUGCAGUGUUUACAGAUCCUGAGAGGAAGUACGAGCUCGUAUUUGUCUUAACUAAUGAGAUAAAAGUACUAUUCGUGGUAAUGAUUUUCUUCAACUGAUGAUAAGAAUUAAUUAUGAAUGAAAAUGUAUAAAAUUAGGGCAAGAGGAAGCAGCAUAGACUAUUUUGACUGAUAGGAAGCAUGGUAUAGAAUGUCCUGAUGUCCACAGGGUACAGAAAUUGUAUGUUCAUCAAGGAUUUCUGUCUGAGGAGCAAGAAAGCAUAAGCUAGAAUAGAGUCUGAGAAAGCCAUCUUUCGGAUGCUUGUCUCCACUCUAACACAUUCACCUCAUUGUCCCCAUCAACUAAGUCACUUAAUCAACUGUGCAUCGUCCUGUCUCCAGAGAACCAUUGUCUUGCUUCCAGAGAAGCAAGUAAAACCUAAUCUUUAUGACCUUUCACUCUGGUGAUUCAGCCUUUUUCCUAUAUUGUAUUAUACAUUUGAAUCUGUAAGUCUGGAUCGUCACCUGCUUAAUCUUAGCCUAGCUGUUCUGUGUCCAUGCUGUCUAUUGGCCUAAAAAAAUUUUAAGAAAUUAUAAAGACAUCUGCAUUGUCUGCUGUCCUCUGUCUGCUGUCCCCUUCUCUGUCUGCUGUCCCCCUUUUUCCCCCUUGACAAUUAUUCUGCUUUACCCACUUCCCAAAAUCCAUGUGGCCUUGUUGAUAGAUUGUGAAUCAUUUCCCUUUAAAGCCUGUUGAUGCAGAAAAUAAGAGGCUGGCGAGAGUGCGACUCAGUGGGUAGAUGCUCUUUCUGCCAAGCCUCCCAGUUCAGUUCCUGAGAAGUGAUGGCAGAACAGAAAGGACUCCCACAAGCUGCCCCCUUGCUUCGUCCUGUCUACCAUGGCCUAUGGCAUAUCCAUACACGCGGACAAAUAAACACACAAAUCGUAUGUUUUAAAGGAAAUCUGAUCCAUGUGUGAGUGAACACCGAAAUCACGAAAGAGAGCUUGAUGCAUGUGUCCUGCCUUGUAUCAGCAGUAGCCACAAUAAUCAUAAUCAUAAUGGCUUAUACCUUAGAAGCUAGUGUAGAUUGGGGUAUAUAUGUAACUGUCUCCUAUAUAUUUGGUGAAGAAUAUUUGGAGGGAAUAACAGAUGUGUAGAAGUCAGAAAAUAAAGAUUUUUAAAACAAAAGCAGCAAUGAAGAUAAUGCUUAGCAAACAGGACUGGAGAGACGGCUCAUUGAUUACACUCAGACAUACAUGCAGACAAAACACUCACACACAAAAUAAAGUUUAGUGUUAAAAGACCGGAAAUAGGUACAAAUGGAUCUGAAUGAGGUGACCAUGAAAAAAGCAAGCUUUCCCCUUUGAACUUGAGUUUAUUACAGAAUCACCUCCCAUUCCUGUGCGUGGGACCGCAGGCGCAUGUAUGCACAUGCAUGCAUGCGUAUGCACACGCAUGCACAUGCUCCUGUACACAUCCAGCACGUUUCUUCUCCUGACUUCUCAGUGCUUCCCUCCUACUGACUAGCUUCAUGCUGCUGAUGAGGGUCGUGGUCAACUAUAGCAAUCAUGCAUCGGUGGAGAAGAAUAAUCAUAUUAAAAUAAAUUCAUAUUGUUAUAAAGUUUUUUUAUUUUCUACUAAUAGUAGUAACCGUAUAAUAGCAUAUAUACCAAACAUUGAGGAUAGAGGGAUUUUUUUUUUCAGAAUAAAUGAAGUUGUUCCCCAUCUUUCAGCACUUUGCGUACUGGGAGUGCACUUGUACAGUGUGGCUCUGUCACUGCACUUUUCCCCUUCUGGAUUAAGGCACCAUAUUUCAUAUGAUCCACGUAUUAUGUUGAAUCUAACCCUGCUCGUUUGGUUCAGCACAUGCAGUAGGAGGCCAUCUUAGUGUGCUCUCUGGUUGAUCUAGUUGAUGCUAAGAAGCAAGUGAAAAAGGAAAGUUAGAGAAAGAAGAUAGGAAGUCAGGAAGGACAAGUUACACUACCUAAGAUGUAGGGAGCAGUCCUUUCUCUCUGGGAGAGACUGGGGGAAACUCACACAAGCCGGGUUCCAAGAAGCGUUCCUCCCAUGAGGUAGACACUCAGAAAGCACCGUGUGUAAAAGAGGGUAGAUGCUGAUGGUCGAAUAAGGGAACAAGCAUGUAAGUGCCCUCUAUCCCUAUAGUAAACAUGCGUAACAGCGCUUAGCCCUGUCCAUGUCGUAAGGCCUUCAGUGACAGCAAGUACAUUCAUGCAUUGUUCAGUUGUCACCACUGCACUGGCACACUGCUCAUCAUCAUAGCAAAAUCUAAAUGUGUCAUCUAAAAUGAUGCAUGUGACUCUUUGCAGUGUGUCUGUGCCACUGACAUUGUUUGCAGAGACGUCCUCUCCUGGUAUGGCAGAAUUAUACCCGAGUGUUUGUUCAGAGCACGUUGUAUUAUGUAUUGGUAUUGCAGCUCUUCACAGUCACGAGUUUUCACGAGUCCGUGAGCCAGCUCUCAGCCCUGUCAUGAUGUGCCCGAAAACCUGUGUUGCUUUGCCAUUAUGUUCUUCACUGUCUCCUUGGCACAUGCCCAGUUGGCAUUCAGUUGGAAAACUCUCGCAUACCUUCCAGGAGUACAUGUAAGUAUUUUCAAAUCAUAAAGAAAACAAUUAGUGCUCCUACCUUGUCAAUAAUGUUUGUUAUUUGGCUAUCUUGUGUUAAAAAAUAAGAGUAAAUGACCUAUUUCACAAGCCCACCAAAGAAAUUAAGAAAAAUCUGAAUUGCUGAUGCUUAGGAAAGCACUACUCAUGCACCAGGCACGGCGGAGUGAGCUUAUAGCAUCAGUGCUGAGAAGUGGAGACAGGAGGAUAGAAGUUGAAGUCACCUCCAUCCUCUGCGUAGCAGGUUCGGCUCUCAGUAGUGAGAUGCAGUGACACAGCUGUAAAGACACCAGUGCUGCCGAAACGACAACCUCUUCCGAACAUCGAGGGGAGCUGAAAACAGUUAUUUUGAUUAGUUACAUUUAUUUAUUGGAGGAGUAUGUGUGUACACACACAUGUGCACGAACACAGAGGUCAGAAAAAACACAUGCAGGAGUUAUUAGUUCUUUCCUUGUACCAUGUGUGCUCUGGUUCUGCGCUUGAGUUGCGGCCUGGCAGUGAGCAGGCACCUGUGCUCCCUGGGCUCUGUCCUGCGCUGCAGUGUGAGCUUGGCCAAACGCAGUUGCUGAGUGCUUGGCCCUGCUCAUUCCAUUGCAACGAAAGACCAAUAGUUUCCAUUUUUAUUCCUGUUGACUGUUGUGUCCAUGGUUUCAACUUCAAAUAAUUGAAUGAGUUAAAGGAAGUUACACUAUUUUACGAUGGAGUGGUACAGGAAUCUUAGUGUCCUCCAGUGUCUCCACAUGUAUGGGAAACAGCAGUAGGAAUUGCUGGAUGGUCUGUGCUGUUUACAAAGCAAUCAGUGUGUAAGAAAGAUUGUCACAGCUUUGCAUUCAUAGACUUUGGUGAAAGAGGGACAGAAGCCUUAAUUACUGGUAUUAGAUAGAAGUUAGGAAUGAAACUGAUUUCAUUAAGACCCAGCUUUGACAACACCUAGUCUUCUAGGCCUCACUCUGAGUAAAUAUGAGAAUAUUAAAUGUUCAAGUACAAAAUUCUGGCCAUCUUCCAGAAAUCUUUCAUUUUUAAGAGAUUUUUAACUUAAAACCUAAGGAGACCUUGUGAAGAUUUAUGUACUAUUUUAUUAUCUAGAUACUUGAUUCUUAGAUCUGAUAGCCACAUAAGCCACUUAUAUAACAUUUUUGCGUGUUAAUUAUACCAGGCGAGAAUAACGUACAAUGUGGAAACAUUGUUACCCAGAAGGCACUGACUGAGGCAGACAGCAGGAGGUCAGUGAUUUCCUUCUCUUUAGUUUGGCUCCUCUGUACAAUGGUGAGAUCACUCUUAAGAAUUGUUACCUUGUCCCUUAGUGCACAUGGGUUUUGUGUUGUGUUUUUGUUUUGUUUUGUCCUGGGGAGCUGAGCCUUCCUAUGGUAAGGAAAUUAAUCAAGUUUCAGAACUACAUUGUUUUUUCAUUUCUGUGUUCUUUGUUCUGUUGGUAUGCAUACUUCUGUUUACACGGAUGUUGCUGGCCCAGGUUGUCUUAGAGAAGCACGUUUGUUUGGAGUUGGGUGUCUUUCUAGCACAGGCUAUAGCACAGGAGAAAACUGGCCUCUGUCCAUCAGCUUCUCCUUUGCUCCUGCAUGGUGAUGUCGGCUUGGUUUAGACAAUGAGUCAUGAUGCUGUCGCAGUUUCUAGGAGGGACCAAGUCAGUAGUCACAGAGCGUGAGCAGGAUCGAAGCCACAGCAUGAUGGUCAGCAGAUGGAAGCUGCCUCAGGGCGAGUGAAGGUGAGGCUGCUGCAGAGGGCCUGAUUGGAUCUCACACCCACCCUGACUGGUUGACCUCUCAGCGCCCUCACGGCAGCUGGCCUCUGCUUGCAGGGUUUGCCUUGUCAGUGCUUCAGUUACAAUAGGGCUUCCUGUUGUUUGACUCUAUGUGGAAGUUCAUGAUAAUAACUUCUAACUAGUACCUUGAUUAUUCAGAAGAGACAAAGAGCAUGUUAAUAUACAAAAUAUGAAAAUAGCAAGCUGAACAGUGAAAUGAAAGUAAAAAUUAUGAUGAGGCUAAAGAAUACAUUCUGGAAACACAGAUAUGUUUGUGAUUGUAAUUAAUGGGCUAUAAUCCAGCCUACCUGGCCUUAACAAUUUUUAAAUGUUUAUUUUUAUUAUUUUUAAUUGUGUAUGCGUGUCUGUAUCUGGAAGAACAAGCAAGUGCUUUUAACUUCUGAGCCCUGGCCUGAAAAAAAAUGUUAAUAAUCAUGAGUAACCCGAUUGGUAGUGUAAUUAAAUGUCCAUGUGAAUAAGAAAACUUCAUGAGGAGAUAGGAGGUUGCCUUUGGUUUUUAGCUGUCCUUCGAUGACUAACAUUAUUUCAUUGAUUCUUUGUAACCGUGUCGUUGUUAUUGUCUGUGUUUAUUUCACUGACUUCAGCCCUGAGUCUGUUUCUUGCUGCCCACUCUUUGGUGACAUUAUCUUAGUUGUCGUUGGAGCGGUUUCAGAUGUGGUGCUAAGUCACUAACAUGCCGUCUCUCCGACUUUCAGUGCUGUGAACCUACCUCUUCAUUGUGAAUGACCGCCUUCCUUGUGCCCUAGAGACUUGGCAUGUGGGAAACACGGACAGAGGCAUGGAGCAUUCCACUGUCAGCAUGGUGUCCCAGAUCCAGAUGUCGAUCUAAGGCUAAACAGAGAUCAUGGAGCUGCCAAACAGAAGAGACGUGAGUGACGGACAAGUGGUGACCGUGAGAUGCACGGGAACAGAUGGAGCAGCUGGUGCAGUGCUGGGAUGCUGCUGUUGUCCCAGACAGCCAUGCCUCGGUGACGUUAGACUCAGCAGUCAGCCUCGCCCCGCGUCCUUCGCCUCCUUCCAGUCUGCAGUGGGCAUGGAAGUCGCUGGCAGAAAUGUGGGUGCCAGGGUCCACACGUGGUGAUCCACGUGUGCUACUGUGUGGUCCUGAAUGGGUUUGCCAUAACAAUUACAUUAUUUAUGUCUGGUUUAUCAUACGAUGCUGGUCUUUUAUAGCUAAUUAUUAGUCUUCUGCACUUGGUUUUAUUUUCCAUAAACUUUACACAUGGAUGAAAGAAGAUAUUUUUUAAUUUUUCCUCACAUGACAGAUUUAGAAUUUGAAAUAUUGAACUGAGGAAAAAACCAAAAAAAACUAGAAAGUAUGUCGAGAAGUACGCCCAAUUGCUGCCCUGCCUCAGCCUUCAGGUGACAAUGAAGUAGCUUUCUACAGCUUGGAACUGUCUAAGGACUUCUGCGUACACACUUCCAGCCACAAGUCAGUAUGUGUGGAGGAGGAGGAGGCCGUUUCUUUCCUUGCUGAUGCCACUCUGGUUGGUCAUUUCAGGUGCCCUCUACUGGUAAACGUAACCAUGCUGGCAUACCGUAGCAUAGCUAUGUCUCCAUUGUGCUGGAGUCUGUGUGAAUAGUUAAGAUGUUAAUACUACAUGUUUUCCCUACUUUCUCAUAGCUAAUGUCUAUGGAACUAGCUGUAUUACUUAUUUGUUUGUUGGUUUGUUUGUUUGUUUUUUAUUGUUUUAUCUCUGUUAAUUGGCCCCCCAGAUUUCCAGAUAGUGUUCUAACUGCAACAGAAGAACUGUAUAGUUCCUUAACUCACACUAAGUUUGACUUUCAACAGUUUGUUCAGUGUGAAUAUUUUUAUCUCUUUUUCAUGCUUCAACUUACUUGAAACUCAAUUUAACAUUAAUAACCUUUUAGUAGAACCAACUUAUUAAAUGUUACUUUGGUGUGCAGUGAAAUGUUUGAUUAAGCAAAUGUUUAAGAAAGAUACUUUGAGUGUUUUGAAAUUUACUGUGACUCAUAAGGCAAAAAUCAUUUCAUAGUAUUUCAGAGAUAAAGUCUCAACUGUAGAAAUUAUAAUACAAAUAAAGUUUGCUUUGAUUAAAGUUUUUUCUGAAAGUCCAUCUAUUGUCAGAAAGCACCAAGAAGUUGCAUUAAUAGCUGCUGUUUUCAUUGGAAGAAAGAGUUCCACUGAAUUUCCGUGUAGAGUCUAUUCUCAAGAGACUUAUGUUUUCCAAACAUACUGUGUAGUGUGAUCAUUUGCAAUCUAAAUGGAUAAGAAAGAUACAGUUCAGGGCUGCUGGUUCAGGGCUGGUGGUGGUCAUACAGCCACUACAGACACCUGUCUUUAGUGCCCUCUUACAUUCUCAUGUUAACUGUCUAGACUGUCACUCACAUCUCCAGUGAAAACAGGAGCGACGACAGGUCUUUCUGAGUCAGAUGCUGAACGAAGCCUACGCAUUGUUAACAGGUUUUUCAUAGGAUUUUUGUCUCCAUCUUUUCAGUGUGCGGCCAAGGUUCUUUCUUCUAGGUGGUAACAGUUCCAGGUAUAUUCAAUUUAUGUAUUUAUCAUGUAUACACUAUUAUUAUGUGAAAACACGCUUCAAGUGCGGCCAUUGUGCAGUAUCUAUGUGUACUGACCAAGUGCCCCAUAUCAUUACAGUCCCUAGAAAGCAUUUUGGUACAUAUUACAUACUGUGUUUUAAUAUACUUAUAAAGUUAUACAAAAUCCUUUCCUUUUACCCAUGAGUUCCAUCUGUUUGGGUUUUUUGUUUGUUUGUUUUAUUGUUUUUAUUUUUGGUUGUUUUUUUUCUUCUUGAAAAAAACUGUAUCCUUUAUCAAAGGAUAAAGUUUAAUCCGUUUUCUAGUACCUUGCCCUUUGUUAAAAUAAUUGGGAUAUAAAUUGUUGAAAUCGCCACAAUUAAGAGUUUCAGAAAUGUGUGCUACUGGCCACUUGACUUAAUAAAGAUGAGAUAUAUUAACAGAUAGAACAAAAGUCUGUUUCCUCACUAAAAACAAUUGACUAUUUUUUUAAUUAGCAAAUAUUAGUAAUGGCCUAGACUAUUAAUAAUUUCUAUAUGUUGUGGAGAGCACAUAAUGAGACAAUGCUUAUUAUAGCAAGUCAGGUACCAUUCAGGUAAAUUAGGCAUUGUAAUUACAAUAGGACUGUAAUGUAUAGAAACUCAUUCUUCACAUUCCUUAGAGCUGCAACCUGAGACAGUUAAAGGGCCUGUAGUUCAACUGGGAGGUAUAGAUGGUAGUGGGCUGAGGAAGCCUGGCAAGGCAGGUAUACAGAGGGUGUACUGUCAAGCUGGCUAACACUGCAGGCUGCUAGAGCUGUAUUUCCGUUGUGUUACUGUGGAAAACACUAGAACACACGAUUCAGACAUACCCCAUGUGAGGAAGUGGGGUACAGAACUAGUCUGGGGGAGUGGUAGCUAUCUGUACAACUUGUGACCAAGAGCUGUAGUGGACGUGAUGGCACAUGCCUACAGUCCCAGCACCUGAGAGGUAGAGUCAGGAAGACUAGGAGUUUAGGGGUGACCUGGGCUACGUGAGACUGGGUCAAAAAAUAGAGAAGAGCAGUAGCUGAAGAGUGGUGUUCACAGACUAUCAUUACCAUGCCCACAUUGUCCUGUGUAGACCUCACAAUCCAGCCUCUUAGUACAAUCAGAAGGUAUUCUGUGCGCGUGCACUGCAUGACUGUGUAGCCCUCGCAGGCAGAGCCGGGAGAGGCUGGAAGGCACGGUGAGAAGACAGAGCCACUUUACUAUUUACCAUCCAUGUGGUCAGGUCUCAUCUGUAAGUUCAGACGAAUCUGUACCUUGUCUCUCUGGUGUGUAUGGUCCAAAGCACAUUUGAGCUGAACUUUGCAUAGAAGGUACCUUGCAUGGAGGAGGUACCUUGUUUUAUAAAGAGGGAGGUCUGUUCAGUCAGCAAGAUGGAAAAGAUUUCUUGGCAAUUUAAAUUUUCAAAGGCAAAGGGGACAGAUGUUGUCCAGUGAUAAUUAAAAACUUACCUAAGAGGCUUUUUUCUAAGUCUCCGCUUGAACACACAUUUCACAGCUGCAGUUUUGGGCUCCUUUUUCCCUUAUGUUACAUCAUGAACAUGCCACGUGUUAAUGGGCAUAAUAUACAAAGUGCAUAAUGUAAUGUAAAUUGAUAUUGUAUGACUGGUUAUCUUUCAUGUUAAUAUUAAAUUAUGAGUGUAUAAUUUAUGUGAAAUAAAACAUAUCCCUGGUAUUGAA
This is a messenger RNA of Rattus norvegicus (Norway rat), 21660 nucleotides long. NCBI's taxonomy places the organism in Eukaryota, Metazoa, Chordata, Mammalia, Rodentia, Muridae. The record is from RefSeq and is a predicted model, not a curated record.